Messenger RNA from Entrophospora sp. SA101, 801 nucleotides. Lineage: Eukaryota; Fungi; Glomeromycota; Glomeromycetes; Entrophosporales; Entrophosporaceae. The record is from the annotation of a GenBank genome assembly.
AUGGCUACCUCUUACGACACCUUCGCCAACCUGACCAAGAAAUAUUUAACUAAUUGCUUAAUUGGUUCAGCCCACUUAACCGGAGAAGGAACUUUAACUGAACACUUUGACGACCUCAUGGAAGAAGUCAUCACCCGGGGAGAAAUUGCUUUAAUUGAAGUAGCCAGUAAUAAAUACCUGGCUACCCCUAAACUCACCCAACAAACCCUCUUGAAAGAGAAAGUCCCCGGAGAGAACGGCAAAGCCAUUGAACCUAUUACCUCUUACGAAUUCACUUUGCUCGAUAACUCCAAUCUCACUUACCAAAGAGUAGAAGCCACCGUGGACACAGGCUACCUUGGCACCGAAAAAGACCAAGACGAUACUUCCCACAAAGCCGACAAAGCCAAAGAGGACAGCAAAGAAACUGACCAUGGCACGAUUGAUAAGACUAUCACUAGCCAAGAACAACCUGUCUUUUACCAACAGCUAGCCCGAAUUAUGCCUUCUUUCUCCCUCGUGGAAACCCGAAUGGAAGACUUAACCGAUUUUAGCCAUUUAUUUGAUAAUGUGUUUGUGCCCCAAGGAGAAUUACGUUGGAACCCCCAGACUUUCCAACUCGACUAUCUCACCCGAACCCAAUUGAUUGAAGAGCAAGCCCCUGAGAAAAAACGAGAAAAGCCAACCAAAGACCCUGACCAAGAUUUGUUGUAUCGAUAUAAAAAACGAAUAGCCAAGAAACCUAACCCCGAUGAAACUGACCAAGCUCGGUUAGAGUUAUGUGAAACUUUGUUGGAUACUUUUUACCGAGAACCUUAUUGA